Molecule: messenger RNA, 1104 nt
Organism: Limulus polyphemus (Atlantic horseshoe crab)
Lineage: Eukaryota; Metazoa; Arthropoda; Merostomata; Xiphosura; Limulidae
Product: solute carrier family 35 member G1-like
Exons: 2
Coding region: 29-1066 (345 amino acids)
Cellular component (GO): membrane
Source: RefSeq, a predicted model, not a curated record
UGUAGAUCAACUUUAUAGUGUCAUCCAAAUGGACGGUAAACGACCAUAUUAUGGAAUUGGCCUAAUUGUUUCUGCUGGUUUUUUCUUCGCCGUCGUUGGAGUAUUAGUCCAGUUGACCAAAGACAGGAUAGUUAUGGACGUUAUAGGCUUAUCUCAUGUAGUCCAAAUAGUUAUUAUUUUACCUCUGAUCAUCCUAAAAAAUGUAAAGUUCAACUAUGAGCGAAGAACGAUUCUGUUAACCUCUCUUCGUUGUCUUACUGGAGCGUUAGGAGAUACUUUUCUUUAUUAUUCCUACACUCUUCUUCCUGUUGGCGACGCAGCUUCCAUUUAUUCUACAAAUUCAGUUUUUGCUAAUGUCUUUUCCGUUUUCAUAUUCAAACGUUCGUGUAAAUGGCCGAAGUUUGUUUCCAGCUUCCUUUGUAUUUUUGGAGUAGCUAUUAUUUCUCAACCAAGUUUUUUAUUUGCAUCAAACAAACACCUUUCCUUUAAUUACAAAGGAGUUGCUGCGGCAAUAGCUUCCUCUAUUCUGGAUUCGUUGUCUUACAACUUUAAUAACCUUUUAGGUAAUGUUGAUCAUCUUUUCCCUACAACAAUUCUAACGAUAAAUAUGAUUCUCAUGUGGGUUUUGAGUUUAAUAAGCGAUAAACGUCUUCCUGUGUUAGGGUUUUCAGAUUGUUCCUGGACCAAUCUGUACAUCACUGGUAUAGGAUUGGCUGGUUUGUUAGCUUUACUUGCUACCACACGAGGAUUUCAACUAGUUGAAGCUGGUCCAGGUAGUGUAGCUCUUUCUUCUAUCAUUGUAUUUGGUUAUAUCCUUCAACUCUUUACUCAGGACUAUUCCAUUCGAGUCGUAAGUAUUGUUGGGGCUGUACUAAUUAUCGUGGCUAUUUUUAUUUCAUCUUCGAGUUCAGUGCACGAUAAGAGCAGUAUGUUCGAGAAUGUGACUGAAGACAUGAGCCAAUCAGUAAACUAUGAGGAAAACACGAAAAAUGACAUGUUUCAAGAAGCAACUGAUUCGUGCGAGCUAAAUUCAUUAAUUGAAGAAGGACUAAAAACUACAAUAUGAAGAACAUCUAUGAAGAACAUCAAGUUCUGGAGUUUAAU